Molecule: messenger RNA, 6513 nt
Organism: Salvelinus sp. IW2-2015
Lineage: Eukaryota; Metazoa; Chordata; Actinopteri; Salmoniformes; Salmonidae
Product: cytoplasmic polyadenylation element-binding protein 4
Biological process (GO): negative regulation of cytoplasmic translation
Cellular component (GO): neuron projection; cytoplasm; synapse
Molecular function (GO): translation factor activity, RNA binding; ribosome binding; mRNA regulatory element binding translation repressor activity
Source: RefSeq, a predicted model, not a curated record
GCCAUCCGUGGGAAGGUUUUAGAAGGGGGCAGAGCUCUACCCGGAAGUGUCUCGCGGCUGAGCACUCUGUCAUUUGGCCACGGUCGGUUCUGAGGAGAGGGACAGCAACGGCAAAGAAACGCAGGAACAAGUCAGUUGUAUAGAGAGAAGAAAAAAAAUACAGGAAUCCUUUAAACAAUGAAACCGACCGAAUAAGCCACUACAGUCAACUAGUAUUGAAUUCGUUUUAAACAUUUAAUUCAAUGACAUUAUUUUUAUUUUUAUACAAGCAAGGUUAGCGGCUCGCGAGAGAGAGCUGUGUCAUUGAGCAGGCAGGACACGUCAGGAGAGGAGAGAAAAGCUGGUUAGCCAUAACUAGCUACUAUAUGAACGAAAGCCAUAAAAGUACCAUAUCGCUUGUCAUAAACUUGAUUUUCACAAUUUUAUCAGACGCAUCGAGAUUGCCGGUUGACUACAGGACGGAUCGAGUCGUCGCCUGGAUCAAGGGUAACGUUAGCGACCAAAAGGACGUAAAGAUCACGGGAUAGCACAUAUUGUGUGGGGGAAAGCAAAUGGGGGAUUACGGGUUUGGAGUCUUAGUGCAAAACAACACUGGCAACAAGUCUGCAUUCCCAGUUAGAAUUCACCCACAUCUGCAACCUCCACAUCAUCAUCAGAAUGUGUCUCCAAGCCCUGCUGCUUUCAUAAACAAUACCACAUCUGGUAAUGGCAGUAGCAGUGGGUCGCCUUGGCUGUUUUCAGCCACAGCUGCCCACAGCAGCAUGCAAGAUGAAAUUCUUGGGUCUGAAAAGCCCAAAGCCCAGCAACAGGAAAUGCAAGAAACGCAAGAAAAGCAGCAACUGUCCCCUGGCCACCAGGAGUCUGUAAUCAUAUCUGAGUUAGAGAAGGCGAGGUCCGAGGAGAACAAGGUGGAGGGCAGCCCCUCAGAGGGUAGCAAUGGAAAGGAGAAGCUGCGCCUCGAGUCCCCAGUACUGACAGGCUUCGACUACCAAGAGACAUCGGGUCUUGGGGCUCCGGUCCAGUCCAGUACCUCCUCGUCCCUGACCGGCUUCAACAACUGGUCAGCGGCUAUUUCCCAGACACCCUCCACCAUCAUCAACGAGGAUGUCAGCUUCUUCAACCCAGCUGCCUCUGCUAACAAUGGGGCCCUCCUGUUCCAGAAUUUCUCCCACCACACCAGCCCAGGCUUUGGGGGAAACUUCUCCCCCCAGAUUGGACCCAUCUCCCAGCACCAUCCCCCACAUCCACACUUUCAGCACCCACAUAACCAACACCAACAACACCGCAGGUCCCCAGCCAGCCCCCACCCUCCUCCCUUCCCCCAUAGGAAUGCUGCGUUCAGCCAGUUGCCCCAUUUGUCCAAUAAUCUGAAUAAACCCCCGUCACCUUGGGGUAGCUACCAAAGCCCUGCUCCCUCUCCCUCCUCUACCUCCUGGAGUCCCGGCGGGGGCUAUGGUGGCUGGGGAGGCUCCCAGGGGCGUGAGUACCGUCGGGGCCUCAACGGAGGCAUGACCCCCCUGAACUCAAUCUCCCCACUGAAGAAAACCUUCCCCAACAACCACGUGCCGUCGCAGAAGUACUCCCGCACCAGCCCUGGGUUCAACCCCAAAUCCUGGAUGGACGAGAGUGUGAGCAGGAGUGACAACAUCUUCCCCUUCCAGGAGCGCACCAGAUCCUUGUGGAUGGCUUCAACAUGCAUUCCCUGCGAGAACUCUCUCAUUGACAUCAUGAGGGCCGAGCAAGAUACCCUGAAAGGUCGCCUAGGAUUCACCCAUCCAGGGGGAGAUAGUCCUCUGCCCAUAAAUGCAAGGAAUUAUGGGAGGAGACGAGGUCACUCUUCCCUGUUCCCCAUGGAGGAUGGUUUCCCUGACGAUGAGCGUGGUGAGCAGAGCCUGCCUGGCCUUGGCUCGCCCCACUGCUUCCCCCACCAGAAUGGGGAGCGUGUUGAGCGUUACUCCCGCAAGGUCUUUGUCGGUGGCCUCCCGCCAGAUAUUGAUGAAGAUGAAAUAACUGCAAGUUUCCGUCGCUUUGGACACCUCUUUGUGGACUGGCCUCACAAGGCAGAGAGCAAAUCUUACUUUCCCCCGAAAGGUUAUGCCUUCCUGCUGUUCCAGGAGGAGAGCUCUGUGCAGGCCCUGAUUGAAGCCUGUAUUGAAGAGGACGGCAAGCUCUACCUGUGUGUGUCCAGCCCCACCAUCAAAGACAAGCCGGUCCAGAUCCGUCCCUGGAACCUGAACGACAGUGACUUUGUGAUGGACGGCUCCCAGCCUCUGGACCCCAGGAAGACCAUCUUUGUGGGUGGGGUGCCACGCCCUCUCCGUGCAGUGGAGCUGGCUAUGAUCAUGGACAGGCUGUAUGGAGGCGUGUGCUAUGCAGGCAUCGACACAGACCCGGAGCUCAAGUACCCCAAGGGAGCAGGGCGGGUCGCCUUCUCUAAUCAGCAGAGCUACAUUGCUGCUAUCAGCGCUCGUUUUGUCCAACUGCAGCAUGGAGAAAUCGAUAAACGGGUGGAAGUGAAGCCAUACGUCUUGGACGACCAGUUGUGUGAUGAGUGUCAGGGAACUCGGUGCGGGGGCAAGUUUGCCCCUUUCUUCUGCGCCAACGUCACCUGUCUCCAGUAUUACUGUGAAUACUGCUGGGCGGCCAUCCACUCACGCGCUGGUCGGGAGUUCCACAAGCCACUGGUCAAGGAGGGAGGGGACCGGCCUAGGCACAUCUCCUUCCGCUGGAACUGAGAGAGAGGCAGAGGGGGGAGUAGGAGUCGCAAAAUCAUUGUACAAAUAAAUGCACUUUUCUGUUGCUGGUUCCUUUUUAACUCUAAUUUGGGAGAAAAAAAAGUUUAAUUUUAAAUUAAUAUUUCUUUUAAAGAUGAGGAAAUAUGUUAAGAAAGGAAAAGAAAAUGUGUAUCCCAUGUGAAAUCCCAUUCUCUUGACUUUCUCCAGUUGCUUUUAUUUUAUUAGAAUAGAAUUUGAAAAGAUUAGGCUUUCAAUUGUCACCUUACUAUCCAAUUGGUGUGUCAUUGACCAUCAACUUCAAAGCAGUAUGUUCAGUUCAAAUGUUCAUCCAAUAGGCUCCAGAGCAGAAGUUCAUCCAAUAGGCUCCAGAGCAGAUGUUAAUAGCGAAGGUGUUGCUAAAGAAGAGUGCACUUAUUUCUUUAUUUUAGAGUGCAUAAUAUAAAGUCUCAGUAGUUAACCAAAGCUUAAUCUCAAUUGGUUUGAAAAAGAAACAAGUACAGAAACGUGGAUUAUUUCCCAGAUCAGAUGUUUGAAUAUUUUUUUUUUUUUUUUUUAGAGACCAUGCUAAUAUUUGAUGUUACUUGACAAGAUCCAUUUCACAACAGGCGUUCUGGUUUGAUCUCCAUUUUGACAUGCAAAAACUAAUACCUCAAGCUUAGCUGCUAAUGUGACGAAUAAGUUAAAGAAAGUAAGCUGGUAUCCCUCUUCCCUUAGGACCACAAUCAAAGGGAAACGGCGUCAGCAAAAAGACACAUUUUUAUAGACGCUGCUUUGUCACUUCUUUAUUUUUGUAAUCCGACCCAAGGUUGUACUAGGAAUGAACAGAGCAUUUUAUUGGGGAAUGUAUGGCGUUGGAGGUCCCUGAGACCCUCAGCGCUGGCCCGUAUAGAGAUAAGUGACCCCCCCUCUGUGUCUGAGGCCAUGCUAGCUAGGAGAGGAGAGGCUAGUGCCUAGUUCUCAUCAGGGCUGUACGUGAGCAGAAAGCCCUGUUUUUCGUGUAUUAUUAUUGCGUUGGUGCAAAUCUCCCAAUCCUUUAUUCACAACCGUAUUCUGUUUUUAACCCCCCUCAAAAAGAGAAAUGAAUUACAAAAGUCAGGCUUGUCAUCAACACAUUUCCAUCUAGAGGAGGAUGCUGUUACUAGACCUGCAGACCUCUCUUCCUGUGCCAGCCCAGCUAACUCAGCCAGUGUUCUAAGCAUAAAUGAAGAUAGUCCAUGCGAUGUGCUCUACUACAUGCGUCCCACAAUGCAGUUCACUCACUCAAACAAGACUGCAAUAAAGAGGUUAUACCUAGAUGCUUUAGGGAACCAAAGUCGGCUGUGCAGUAGUGAGUAAUACAGUAUUUCAUUUCAGUUUUUCUGAGUUAAUUAUUAUUUUCCUAUUUUUCAUACGAAGACCAGAUGGACUACAUCAAACCAAAGAUUGGCCUUGAAUAGAUAACAGUGCAGUCAAAAUCCAGGAAAACACUAGUGAAAACAACUGGACUUAUUCAGUUUACAGACACCCAGGAUUUUUCACCAGUCAAUCCCUUCAUUUCCAAAGGUCAAAAUGGAGACGUUUGUUGCUAGGCAGUUGUGUAACGUGAAUAGGUCUGCAACAGGUUUGGGGAAAUGAACACAAAAAGCUAAACAAAGGCUCACAUUUGGUUUGGUUAUUAUAGUCAUACAGUAUCUGAAUCCUACUAGCGUUUUAAUAUGUCAGGGAGGGAGUGCUGAAAUAGAAUUUAACACACUAGUGAAAACCGUAUCCUUGUGUUGGCUUGAUGGUGUUCUACUGCACCAGUUCUGCACCAUGACUUUAGCUUGCUGGUGUGGUGGAUAAACAUUUUAGGAGUUAAACACUUUUUGAAGAAUUUGCUGUUAAUGAGAGAAAAAAAGAUUAUUUUAUACAUGGCCUGCUGAUUUUUGGUACAGUGUUUUCUAGCUAAAUUAUUUUGUCAUGCACAUAUAAACAUUUUAUGCACUACUUUUCUAAAUAUUUUUCGUUUCUUCCCAACAGUCAUUUUAGGCACAUUUUUCACAAAUGGGGAAAACUCCUUUUUGCAAUACCUCAAUUUUUCACAUUGUGAAAGGUAGCUUUUGUACUUUUGUUACUGAGAGAUCUGCAUAUAUGGACACUUUUCAUUUAACGAAAAAAAAAUGUAGUGAUUUCGAUAUAUAUUAUUUUCAGUUAUGCUUUUUUCUACAUUUCAGUGCUGAGGAAUCUUCACAACCAAGUAGCGUACGUGCAUUGACGCGACUUCCGAAACGGCAGAGGAACGAUCAGUGUACUGCUUAAAGGUCUUAGAUCUUAUACACYAGAUGUUUCACAAAAAUCAGAUCUUAACAGCAUGGCGAGGACAAAGUUGUCAUUUAAAAUUUUAAUGUUAUUGUUAAAAAAAAAAAAAUGGCUAUCCUAGUUGGGGAAAAUGGUAACUUCUCUUUUUGGUUUCCUCACCAUAGCUGGAAUAUAACUAUUAUAAGGAUAAUGCAAAUUAUGGUUCAUGCUUCGGCUGAAUCUCGUAUCACAAGAAUGGAUGUUUGGUGUUUAGAUAUUUUAACAUUUGAAAAUAUAUAUUCUUGAACUUGCCAAUUAGCUCCUAUUGUAAUCCUUAGCAUGCAUGACGAAAAAAAGAUAAGUACAUGAAUUAGCUAUUGAAUUUGAUUGUUGUGGUUGUGCACCAGAUGUUUCUCAACUUUAAUUUGUUAAGGACACCCCACACCUCACUUCCCUCCCAUGUGUUAAUAUCUUUGCCUUCUCCAUACUCAGACCUCUGCAGGAUGCAAAGAAAAAAAGAUGAGAAAAUAAGAAAAAAAACUAACUCUAAAAUCUAUUUUAGCAGUGGAGGACUUGAGCAUCUUAUAGGACACUGUUGAAAAGACUUGUUAACUCAUCUCCACUGUCUGUUGAGGUAAUUCAACCUAGUUGGAGGAAGGGGAACAUUAAGACUUGAAUGUGGUAAAUGUUGCAAGUUAACUUCGAGUUGUUAUGUGCAAUACAUUUUAUUUUAUUUUUUACUUUUUUCCAGAUAAAGACUCUUUGCAAUGUAAUUCUUUAAUGCCAUUUUUAAUUGCAGACAUUUAAAGAAGACGUUAAUAUGUUUCAGUCAUUUUCUACUGUUAUUGUAAUCCUUUUCAUGCUGGUGUUUGUAAAAAAGAAAAAGAAAUCAAACUAUUUGUACUAAUAUAAAUAAUUGAAGUUAUUUUUAAAACAUUAAAAGGUUUUGUGCUCAUUUGUUUAUUUCAAGCUACUGUGAUUGCAUUGUAAUUAUUAGGUCAAUAAUGUAUUUAGCUGUUUAUUGGUAUAUUUUUAAUUGGAAUGUAUAAUUUUUAUAAUUUUGAUCAGAUUUGUUAUAUUUUUGAGGUGAAGCUUUUAAAGUGUCUAGUUUUUACUAAUUGCUAUAUUGUGCUCCACAAUAUAUGAUUAACAUUUUCUGAAGGAAAAUAAAUAUUUAAAUAUUUGUCUGUUAAUGAUGUUACUUAAUGGCAAAAUUUCAAUAGUUUUUAACUGUGUAUGGGAAGGUUGUUGUAUUUAUUAAUAGCAUUUUUUACUUAAGAUAUCACCUUAAUUUCUAUUGUCAUUUCACUUUAUAAGUUCCUAUUUUUGUAUUUUCCUUUCUAAUUAAGUUAUGUAAUACAAAAUGUCCAUAUUUCUAGGAGUUGGUCUGUAGCAGUGCUAGUGAAACGAAAAAUAAAAUUCUGUUAUUUAAUUGUUUGCAGCCAACUAUUUAUAACAGUGCAUCAUUUUGAAAUAUUUGUAAUGUGAAAUGUUGAAUGAAUAAAACUUAACUGUGAUAAGG